Messenger RNA from Neurospora hispaniola, 1800 nucleotides. RefSeq lists its product as uncharacterized. Gene Ontology annotation, molecular function: protein binding. The transcript is spliced from 3 exons. The coding region runs from base 1 to 1800 and encodes 599 amino acids. Lineage: Eukaryota; Fungi; Ascomycota; Sordariomycetes; Sordariales; Sordariaceae. The record is from RefSeq and is a predicted model, not a curated record.
AUGCAUGCCAAGCCUGAGGUGGUCAAAGAGGUCCUCACUGCAGCAACUGGAACUGGGGAAGCUCCAGUUGCCUGCCGCCGCCUGCGCGCUAGUGCCGCAAAGUGGGAUUGCUGCCAGAACAACUUUGUAUCUCAUCAAAAGAAAAUCGGUCGAAACACCACAGACAGCCCCGUAGGCGCAGGCUUCAACAUCACUACUUACACCAGACCACAAUACAAAAGAAUGGAGAAGCCCUCUCUCGACCUCGUGGCCAUGUCCACCAACCCAGAUGUCUUCUCGUCAAACAGACUCAUUCUUCAAAAGUGUCCAAUGGCAAGUCCUCACACCUCCAACUCUUCCAGGCAGAAUCCUCAUGCAAAACCCAACCCGCUAACAAACACCAGGUCUGCAGACGGCACAACCCUCUUCACCUCCUCCUCCUCCAACCGAAUCAACACCUUCGUCCUUCCCUCCACCCUCCUCGCGCCCCACGGUGACUCUCCCCUCACCCUCACCCCCCAAGGCACCCUCUACCUCCCCGAACCCACCGCGGCCAUCGCGCCCUGUCCAUACUUCGCCCUCGAACAGCCCUCAACACAAUGCAUUCUGACAGCCAGCACCGACCACCCAAUUCAUUUACACCACGCUUUUCCUCAACCACCAUCAACAUCAUCGUCCCAAUACUCGUCCCUCCACGACGACGACGAUGACUCCACCUUUGGUUUCCCACAGCACAAGCAACAACAACCAAAACCCCUCGCCACCUUCCGCCUCAUCCACGCCGAAACAGAGCGCUACCUCCCCAUCACCUCCCUCCUCUGGUCUUUUCCAGGAACCCACUUCCUCGCCGGCUCCACCAACUGUCUCUCGCUCUUCGACGUCUCCCGACCCGACCUGGGACUCUCCGACACCCCGCUCUUGACCAUCAAAACCACGGGCCCGUCUGCUCAACACAAAUCCGGAAACGGAGCCCGGGUGGUGGGCAUGAAGGGCACAAUCUCCGCGCUGGCGAUGCAACCCUUGAGUCACGGCGAUUAUGGUACCGGGGCCAACGUGGUAAGCGCGGGCACGUGGACGAGAAACUUGGGAUUAUAUGAUUUACAUCGGGCGGGCGCUUGCGUCGCUACUUGGAAUGUUGCGCAGGCUGCUUCCCUGGCAAAGAUAGGGGGUCGGGGGGUGUUACAGACGGUAUGGAGUCCGUGUGGACGGUAUCUGGUGGUGAACGAGCGGGAGUCGAGUGGGCUUUUGGUGUAUGAUUUGAGGGGGACGCAUCGGUUGUUGGCAUGUUUGCGUGGGAGGAAUGGAGAGACGAAUCAGAGGUUGAGUUGUGAUGUUUUCCCGGGGACGAAUGAGGAAGUGGGUGGGUUUGAGGUCUGGGCGGGGACGAGGGACAGCAAGGUGGUGGUUUGGGAAGGGGUCGGAAUGAGGGAGGGGAGUGUCGAGCCGAGUUAUGAUUUCGAGGUGGGUGCGCGGGGGUCGGCGGUAGGCGGGACGGCGAUGCAUAUGAGCGGGUCGGUGUUGGCUACUUGUUCGGGGUCAUGGAAGUUUCCGGAUGAUGAUAGCGAGAGUUCUAGUUCCGAGUCGGAGUCGGAGUCGGAGUCGGAGUCGGAGUCUGGUUCUGAUGACAUUGAGUCAGGGAGCUCCAGCAAUGAGAGUGACUCAGAGGAAGAGGGGAUGGGGACAUCGCAGCAACAACGAGGCAGAGCCAGGCCACCUCCGGCGGUUGUUGAAGAGACCAGUCUGAAGGUAUGGAGUAUUACUGCAGGUAACGUGGUCCAAAGCAGUCAUCAGGAGGAGGUUAAUGAGCCAUACGAGACCUGA